UCUGGCUUGGGGACCGGUCUCUGCCUGCGCGUGCGCGUUGCGAACCUUCCCCUACGCUGUUUUGUGCUUCAACAUGGAAUUCCGCUCGGCUCGGGGAGCCGUCCUGCAGCUGCUGCGUACGGUGGCUCCGGCAGACCUCCCAGCGCUGAUUGAGUGGAUGCGAACUACCCGAGAUUUUGAUGAAUUCACUCAAGACAAUAAUGACAUUAUGUUGAAAAACAUAGCAGAGGACCUUCGGAAUUGCUUACCUCUUGACACAAUGCUGUCCUCAGAACAUCUAUCCCUCCGAAAAAUAGAGCAGCAGCCAGAACCCACAGUUCACGUUGAUGCAUUCCUUUAUGAUGAAGACUUUAUUGAUUCAUUAUGUGAGGAAGGAAAAAUGAGCAGAAACUACUGUAUGGUGUGUGGCUCACAUCAGACUGCACCUUUAGGAUUUAUUUCUCAUUCCUUCUCCCUCGUGGAAUUGAAGUUCAUUUAUCAUCAUGUACUCCCUGAUCUGUCGGGAAAAGUCUUGGUUGACGUUGGCUCCAGGCUUGGCACAGUCCUUUAUGGGGGUUAUCUUUACAGUUCAGCACUGCAGCUAUAUGGAGUAGAAUUGAAUGGAGACUUUUGCCAAUUGCAGGAAAUGGUCAUAAAAAAAUACCAGUUUACUGACAGAGUAAAGGUGCUUCAUGCAGACAUCUGUACCCAGGGUUCACUUCUGCAAAAUGCUGAUGUUAUUAUAAUGAAUAAUGUCUUCGAAUAUUUUCUUGAUGAAGCAGAACAGGCCAGAGCCUGGGAAUGUAUCAGCCAUAAUGUAAGGAAACAAGGAUCGUUAUUAGUAACAGUACCAAGUCUUGAAGAUUCUCUUUCACGCCUGCAGAUGAAUAUACAAUUAUCUUCCUGGGUUGAAGAGGUAACACUGAACUAUGAUGUAUACCCAGAAGAGCAUAUUGACAGAGAAGCUCUUGAACAAAUUCAUUUGUAUAAGAUUCUAUAACAUAAAAUAGUCCUACCUCAGCAUAAUGUUUUGUUGAAUAUAUUACAAAUUAAUAAAAAAGAAACAUCACCCCAAUACCUGGACACCUACUUCUGUAUAUUUCUUUCUAGACUUAUAUAUAUGUUUACAUAUUUGUAAAGAUGUAUAUGUACAUAUACAUAGUUGUGUAUAUGUAUAUGUACAUAUACAUAGUUGUGUAUAGACACAUAGUUGUGUCUAUAUACAACUUUUUCUGUGAUAAUUUAAUUAAAAUAUUUAUCUGAA
Molecule: messenger RNA, 1243 nt
Organism: Nyctereutes procyonoides (raccoon dog)
Lineage: Eukaryota; Metazoa; Chordata; Mammalia; Carnivora; Canidae
Exons: 8
Coding region: 74-979 (301 amino acids)
Molecular function (GO): methyltransferase activity
Source: RefSeq, a predicted model, not a curated record